Triticum aestivum (bread wheat) is the source of this 1212-nucleotide messenger RNA. Its product is annotated as hydroxyethylthiazole kinase. Gene Ontology annotation, molecular function: ATP binding; magnesium ion binding; hydroxyethylthiazole kinase activity. The record is from RefSeq and is a predicted model, not a curated record. Gene Ontology annotation, biological process: thiamine biosynthetic process. The transcript is spliced from 2 exons. Lineage: Eukaryota; Viridiplantae; Streptophyta; Magnoliopsida; Poales; Poaceae. The coding region runs from base 139 to 963 and encodes 274 amino acids.
AAUUUACAGUUUUCACCAAGAUGAAAUUGCACAAGGCAUCUAUAUCCCCUCCUCACUCUCCUCCGCUGGCCGCCAACGCCGCCGCAUAACCAAGUCAAUCUUCCCCCACCCAACCCCCCGCGCAGCCUCGCCGUCGGCAUGGGCGAGGAGAGGACGGAGGCGUGGUGGGGCCGGCGCGCGUGGGCGCUGCUGUCGGCCGUCCGCGCGCGGGCGCCGCUGGUGCAGUGCAUCACCAACCUCGUCUCCAUGGACAUCGCCGCCAACGCCCUCACCGCCGCCGGCGCCUCCCCCGCCAUGCUCCACUGCAUCCGCGAGAUCCCCGACUUCACCCCGCGCUGCCACGCCGUCUACAUCAACGUCGGCACCCUCUCCGAGGACUGGCUCCCCUCCAUGCGCGCCGCCGCCUCCGCCGGCCGCCCCUGGGUGCUCGACCCCGUCGCCGCCGCCGCCUCCCAAUUCCGGAUGGAGGCCUGCCUCGAGCUCCUCGCGCUCCCCCCCGCCGUCGUCAGGGGGAACGCGUCCGAGAUCCUCGCCCUCGCCGCCCGCUCAGACAGCUCCCCCACCUUCAAGGGUGUGGACAGUUCACAUGACUCAGGGGAGGUCCUGCAAGCCGCGAAAGCAUUGGCACGGUCCAGCGGCACAGUUGUCGCAGUAUCUGGAGCUGUUGAUUUCAUCACGGAUGGCGAGCAGGUCAUCAGUGCUAGCAAUGGUGUGGCAAUGAUGCAGAAGAUCACAGCGACAGGGUGUGCUGUGACUGCUCUUAUAGCGGCAUUUGUCGGGGCGGAUCCUUCCGAUGCUCUGGCUGCAGCAGCAUGUGCGCUCGCCAUCUUUGGACUCGCUGGAGAGAUAGGGAUGGAGUCAGCAAAAGGACCUGCCUCUCUCAGGAUGCAUCUCAUUGAUGCUCUCUACGGUCUCGACGAGCAGACCGUCACAUCUGGAGUAAAAAUUGCGCUGCUGCCGUAAUGCAUGUGUGCCGUGGCUAUCAGUGCUGUAGGAGAUACAGAGUCUGGAGUAAUCUGCAGGAUCAUUUUGCCUCCUUGGUGCUUGGAAAACCGUGAAGCAGAUCGUGUCAGAUUGGCUGUCAGAUCACUCAUCAAUAAUCCGGUGACCAUCCCGGCUGUAGUAAGUACGUACAUAGUUGUGAAUUGUGAUGUCACACAGAGAAUGAUGUUCAUAAAAUAAGCCAGUCGAAAUAAGGUGUUUGUGCUUCAA